Messenger RNA from Prosopis cineraria, 1799 nucleotides. RefSeq names its product cationic amino acid transporter 1-like. Gene Ontology annotation, cellular component: plasma membrane. Gene Ontology annotation, biological process: amino acid transport; transmembrane transport. The transcript is spliced from 2 exons. Gene Ontology annotation, molecular function: L-glutamate transmembrane transporter activity; L-lysine transmembrane transporter activity. The coding region runs from base 65 to 1708 and encodes 547 amino acids. The record is from RefSeq and is a predicted model, not a curated record. Lineage: Eukaryota; Viridiplantae; Streptophyta; Magnoliopsida; Fabales; Fabaceae.
CAAGUAUGGGAGGGCACUGCGGGAGACACCGUGGAGACUAGCGGAUCGGGUGGCGGCGCGGUCCAUGGAUGAGACGGAGAUGGUGGAGGUGAAGAAGCGGAGCGAGCACGAGAUGAAGAAGACGCUGACAUGGUGGGAUUUGAUUUGGUUCGGCAUGGGAGGAGUGAUCGGAGCAGGCAUCUUCGUCUUCACCGGUCUCGAGGCUAAAACCGAUGCCGGCCCCGCCGUCGUCUUGUCUUACGUCAUCUCCGGCAUGUCCGCCAUGCUCUCUGUCUUCUGCUACACCGAGUUCGCCGUCGAGAUCCCCGUCGCUGGUGGCUCCUUCGCCUAUCUCAGAGUGGAACUCGGCGACUUCGUGGCCUUCAUUGCCGCCGGCAACAUCCUCCUCGAGUACGUCAUCGGCGGCGCCGCUGUCUCCCGCUCUUGGACAUCCUACUUCGCCACUCUCCUCAACCAACACUCCGACAGGUUCCUCAUAAAAGCCCACGGCCUCACCAACGGCUACAACCACCUCGACCCCAUCGCAGUCGCCGUCCUCACCGCCGUCGCCGUCCUCACCAGCUUCAGCACAAAAGGCACCUCCCGCCUCAACUAUGUCGCCUCCAUAGUUCACAUCAUCGUCCUCCUCUUUAUCAUCAUCGCAGGCUUAACCAAAGCCAACCCAAACAACUACUCCACCUUCGUCCCCUUCGGAAGUCGCGGCAUCUUCCAAGCCGCCGCCGUCCUCUUCUUCGCCUACGUCGGAUUCGAUGCCGUCUCUACCAUGGCCGAGGAGACGAAGAACCCCGGAAGAGACAUGCCUCUCGGCCUUGUAGGCUCCAUGACCAUCACCACUCUCAUAUACAGCCUCUUAGCAGUAACACUCUGCCUCAUGCAGAAGUAUUCUGAUAUAGACGACAAAGCUCCAUUCUCUGUCGCAUUUCAAGCUGUAGGAUGGGACUGGGCUAAGUAUAUUGUAGCAGCGGGAGCUUUAAAGGGAAUGACAAGUGUGUUGCUUGUUGUGGCUGUAGGAGAAGCGAGGUAUCUCACACAUAUUGCUCGUACUCAUAUGUUGCCUUCAUGGCUAGCUCGAGUGAAUCAGAGAACAGGGACACCCAUUAACGCGACAGCGAUUAUGAUUUCUGCUACUGCUAUAAUCGCCUUCUUCACUGAGCUUCAUAUUCUAGGCGACCUCCUUUCGAUUUCCACUUUGUUCUUGUUCUCCCUCGUGGCUUUGGCUCUUCUGGUACGUCGAUAUUAUGUCAGUGGGAUUACUACAAAGUUGGAGUUGAUCAAGCUUGUCGUGUUCAUUGUGAUUAUAAUUCUGUCUUCUGUUGCUUCUGCUGUGUACUGGGCAAGAAGUGAAGGGUGGGUUGGGUAUGCAGUUACAGUGCCUCUUUGGCUUGUGGGGACGAUGGGGAUUAGGGUUUUAGUGCCAGAAGCGAAGAGGCCGGAUGUUUGGGGGGUGCCAUUUGUGCCAUUUUUGCCUUGUGCAUCUAUUGGGAUCAAUAUUUUCCUUCUCGGAUCGAUUAAUGUGGCGUCGUUUAAGAGAUUUGGUUUGUGGACUGCGAUAUUGUUGGUGUAUUACUUCUUUAUAGGGUUGCAUGCUUCUUAUGACGUGGCUAAGGCAUUGAAGGAGAAGGAGAAGGAGAAGGAGAAGGAGAUGCGGUUGGGGGAUAAGACCCACCUGAAGUUGGAUGAAGAAAAUACAGUUCCUUCACCAGCGUAGUCUGGAAAAUGAGUCGGGUUUGAUCAUUAGUUCAGUUUUCAAUGCCUUUUGGUUUUGUACUUAAUUCCGUGAAAAGUUUCCUUCUUUUCAU